UUUUUUUUAUUUUUUCACAAACCUUUUGCCCAGGGAACAGAUCAAUGAUCACUCCUUUUCUUUUCUUAUUUUAUGUGGAAUUUAAAAACAGAGGCAACCUACAAAUAGUGACCAUAAUGACAUGUUAAUAACUCAUUUGCUGCUUUGUGUAUCACUGUUUAACAUUUUUGUAGCUUUUAUGACAGUUAACCCUUCAUUUUAAGUGUCACAACAGAGACUAAUAAGGAAUUUAAAAGUUUAGUUUUUUACAGUGACAUGUUGUUAUAUUUCAUUUACAUCUCAGGCAUUUGUGUCCUGUAUUAAAAAUCAGUGUCGUUCCUUUAUGAUGUAAAGCUCUUGAUCAGAUUAAUACAUGCCUUUGAUAAGGAGCAGGAAAUAAACAAAGCAACAGUGAUUAGUUGAUGUGUGUGUUUUGUAAUGAGUGUGUUGUAAAUGCUAAAUCAGGGGAGACACAUCCACUUGUGGCAUCGCUAACAGUGUGAGAGCUAUUGAUCGGAUAAUGGCUGUAGAUGAGGCUGAUGCCCCAUCAACACAAAUGUCUGGCAGAUUAAGAGAUUUUGAAUUUCAAACCUGAGAUAUUGAUCACUGUAACAGCACAAAUUACCAUAUCAGUGUUUAUUUAGAUAAGGUCACUGUUGGUCACUCAGGGACUGAUUUGCAUGUUGAUUGGAGUUUCAGGAUAGUGCACUGCAAACAUAAGUGUAGAUUUCAGGGUGCAUACAGGGGACACGUCCUCCUCAACAUUUCGAACAUGCAUUUCAACAACAUUAAAAAAUAAUUACAACAUGAACUAAUGGAGAAAAUGCACAAACUGGUGUAUUAAAAAGAAUUCAGAUUGAAGAAAUGUGUGGCAGAGGAUCCCCAAAUCUCCUAGUUUUAUGUGUUCACCCCAGUGGGAGAAGUUUUUAGAUCCUUUACCCCCUUUCCCUCCAAAUUAGUGCAUGUGAUCAAAAGUAGUUGCCUUUUAAUUCUUAAUCAAUUGGCAAAUGGAAUAAAUGACUAAUCAUUUCAGUGAUAACUUGGCUAGUUUAAUUUCAACUCAAGCAUCAUAUUUCAUAAUCUCUUCUUAUGAGUUUUUGUAAUGUAAAAAAUCCUAUUUUGUAAAGCAACUAGUAGCUUUCAGAUAAAUGUAGUGAAGUUAAAAGAACAUUUUCCUCUGAAAAAAAGCAUUUGGUGCUAUGAAAAGAAUAGACUCAAGUACCUCAAAUUCCUACUUAAGUUGCCUGCUCACUGCAGCAUUAAGGACCAUGGAAGAUGUUGAAAGAGCAGCACAUUGAAAUAAUAACAGAUAUUUCCUAAUGCAAUCAUUUGUGGGCGCAGUGUGGUAGAUCAGCCAUCAGCCUCCUUCAGUUUGUGCGACUUGAAUCCCUGUAUACACCACACUUUACACAGUAAACACGAGUAAAAACUUAACGCAUCAACUAAAGUAGGGGAGUUACUCCAGCUGUCUCCUGCUCUCUAUCAAUACCCUUUAUUGAUCCGGGCAACUGUUGAUAGCCACGACGCAUCCUUAUCUGCACAAGUCCAUCAUGUUUUUCUGCCUGACUUUGAUUGGGCAUGAUUAAUCCCUUCCACUCAGUAACCUAAAGGAGUUUCGCACCUCCUGUUGCACAAUGAUUGUAAUAAAAUCAAACAAGAGUGUCACUCUUAUAAAUAAACUUUGUUUUAUAUAUCAGAAUAUAUAUAUAUAUAAAUGUGCUUGUGGGUUUACAAACGAACUCCCGUGCAAAAUCCCUUUAUUGUGGAAAUAUUAAAGUCUAUAUACAGUGUUGUUGGGUGCUGAUUGGUGCAGACAUCAGUCAGACAGUGGUCAAUAGGGGGCGCCACGUGGGGACCUCCUGAGUAUAUAAAGUGGCUUUUCACAGAGAACUGCUCAUUCAAAGCCAACCUCAGCUCAUAAGGUUGCUUGAUUCUGCCAGAUGCUGCUGCUUCCAGCCUGAAGAGAUCCUUCACCCUGAGCGUCGGUCAGGGAGCCUCUCUGCACUUUCUCUCUCUACACUAUCUUCAAUUCUGUCCUCUGGUUCUUUGCCCUUUUCUGCUUGUAAAUUCCCUCAACCAUGGCUCCGACCCUGGCCACAGCGUUCGCCAGGCGCUGGUGGAUGGCAGUGACUGCCAUCAUUGAGAAUCUGCUGUUUUCUGCCGUGCUGCUGGGAUGGGGAUCACUGCUCAUUAUGCUCAAGUCAGAGGGCUUCUACUCUUACCUUUGCAACGAGGAGGUCAACAGUACCAACUACAAUCUGUCCAAACCCCUGACAACUCCAACGCCUGACGACUAUGCCGACUACUACGACAGUGUGGGCGGUGUGGUUGGUCUGGGAGAUGGAGUGGAGAUGAGGCCUCUGGUCCCUGUGGAUGGGCCCCUGAGGAUGAACGGCUGGCUGAUUUGUAAAGAACAGGAUGAGAUGCUGAACCUAGCAUUCACAGUGGGCUCCUUCCUGCUGUCCGCCAUCACCCUGCCACUGGGGAUCGUCAUGGAUAAAUACGGGCCUCGCAAGCUACGUCUACUGGGCAGCACGUGUUUUGGACUAUCCUGUCUACUCAUUGCCUAUGGAGCCUACAAUCCAAAUGAACUCUCUGUCCUUAUCUUCAUCGCCCUGACUUUCAAUGGCUUCGGGGGCAUGUGCUUGACCUUCACCUCUCUCACACUCCCUAACAUGUUUGGGGACCUCCGUUCUACCUUCAUCGCCCUGAUGAUUGGAUCCUAUGCCUCCUCCGCUGUCACCUUCCCAGGAGUCAAGGUGAUCUAUGACGUCGGCAUAUCUUUCAUCACUAUCCUGGUUGUGUGGGCCGCCUGCGCUGGACUGGUCUUCCUGAACUGCUUCCUCAACUGGCCGCUGGAGCCUUUCCCAGGACCAGAGGACAUGGACUACACUGUGAAGAUCAAGUUCAGCUGGCUUGGCUUUGACCAUAAAAUCACAGGGAAGCAGUUUUACCGCCAAGUGACUACAGUGGGCCGUCGCCUCAGCGUGGGCAACAGCCUGAAGCAGAAGGAGCUGGCCACUAAGGAUGGACACAAGCUCUGUCUGUCCACCAUGGACCUUGAAAUGAAGUGCAAGCCACAAGAUGACUCCCCAUCAUUCUUAAAAACCAUCACCACCCCUAUCUUCAUGCUCAGUCUGGUGACCAUGUCCAUCACUCAACUCCGUCUGUUGUUCUACAUGGGGGCCAUGAACAGUGUGUUGGAGUCGCUCACUGAUGGAGACCUCAACACAGUGAGUCUGUACUCCUCCAUCUUCGGAAUGCUGCAGCUGCUUUGCCUGAUGACCACUCCUGUGAUUGGUCAGAUCAUGGACUGGAAGCUGAAGGACUGUGAUGAUGAUGAGGAGGAAAAGGAGCCCUGCAGCAAGGGGGAAAUAAAGAAAAAACGCAGAGACAGAAAGACCCAGAAAGUGACCAAUGCCUUGAGAGCAUUUGUUCUUACAAACCUCCUUUUGGUGGGAUUUGGGAUCACCUGCCUAGUGCCCAAUCUCCCCCUGCAGAUCGUGUCAUUCGUCUUGCACACUGUCGUAAGAGGUUUCAUUCACUCUGCUGUUGGCGGCCUCUAUGCUGCAGUGUAUCCCUCCUCCCAGUUUGGUAGUCUAACAGGCAUGCAGUCUCUGGUCAGUGCAGUGUUUGCUCUGCUGCAGCAACCCCUCUUUCUGGCUAUGAUGGGGCCCCUGAAGGGAGACCCAUUCUGGGUCAAUAUUGGACUCUUGGCUCUAAGUAUGCUGGGCUUCUUGCUGCCUCUCUACCUGGUCUGCUACAGACGGACGCUCUACAGACAGCAACAGCAGAAAGAGGACGACGCUAAGAUUUACAUCAAAAUCAACGGCUCCGACAUCCCUGAGGCCUACGUGUAGAGAAAAGGAAACAGAGAGGAUGAAGAAAGCAUGCAUUUUUACUUAGAAUAUCACAUUUCAACCUACUGUAAAAUUGUUCUCCUUUGAGUACACAUGCAAACAUCAAUUUUCCAAAAUCCCACCAAGGUAAACUGCGGCUGUCACAGAAAGGCGCUGAAGAGGAAAGUAAAGUGUGGAGGGAAAAAGAAUGAAAUAAGAGGAAAGACUGUGAAAGGAAAGAGCGGCAGGAGCCCUCUGUAUUCCCCCAAAUCCUCUGACUUUUUAUUCCCUCCUCUCUGAGCAGCACAUCAGUGCAGCUCCACUCCAUAAAAGACUGCUUUAAUAUUCCGCAUGUGAGCAGACAGAAAUGAACAGGAGAGUUUGUUUCACUGAUUUCCAACUGGGAAACCGGCAAAAGUGCAAAACACUACCCUCACCAACAACCUCACUGUUGUUAGUGAGUGAUUCCAUUAUUAUUUUGAGACGUUUUUUUUUAAUAUGUUGACUUUAAAUCCUCCUGGUUGUAAAUCCCAUAACAUGGUGCUAUUCAUCAGCAGGAUUUAAAAAAAAAAUAGUGUAAGGUCUGAAUAAAUGGCAUUAAUGAGCGACAAGAUGGAGAGAAGAACCUUACUGCUGAAGUUUCUCUGGCGAGUAGAAAAGACACUCAUUAUGAUUAAUUAUGGGGCUGAAUUUUUUUUUCUGGCUAAUAUCGUAUUAGUAUAAAAUUGCUGUAGCUUAGAAUAUACUGGAUGAAUCUCAAUGUUUUUGGGGGGCUGUAUUUCAAGAAAGACGUCAAAAAAACGGCAGUACAUUUGCUAAAAACAAAAGGUUCAUGUACGUUUGGAGUAUUUAUUUUAUUGUCUGCUUUUUUUAUACCAUAAAUUUUUCAGGGGUGCCUUUAAAUAUAUUUUUGAGUAAAAGAUAAGAUUUUUUCAUUAAGCAUGUUCUGCUGAACAUUUUACACGUGUCAGUGAAAAGGGUCUGUGCAUUAAAUGGUAACACCAUCUAAACAUCACGUUCUCCAUGAAGUGUAAUCCAUAAAAUCAUUACCAUUCAGCUGCCUUAUUUUAAAUUCCGUGUUUCAGUCAAUGUACAUACUGUUCAGCACUUUAUACCCUAUUAAAACCCCUUUAAUACAACACACAUCAUUUCAGCACUUCUCUCCUGAUGCCUCUCUAAAGAGUCCCAUUUUCAUUUUGAUCUCCUACCUUCAUGUGUGUAUUUAUUUCAUUUUCCUCUCACUUUUCCAUAACACUUUUCACCAUGUAUUUAAAUUGUGCUGUGCUGGCAGCGACUCAAAUGUCUGACCACAUACUGUGUUGUUGGCAUGUAGCGCCUUCUUCUACUGUUGAAGAUAAUGUAGAUGAGUUUUGUGCAGGUGUUUUCUGUUUAAAUAUGGAAGAAUUUGUGGAAUAAAUAGAGUUGAUCUCUGUAAA
This is a messenger RNA of Plectropomus leopardus (leopard coralgrouper), 5254 nucleotides long. It is a transcript of the gene slc43a2b, whose product is annotated as solute carrier family 43 member 2b. Gene Ontology annotation, biological process: neutral amino acid transport; transmembrane transport. The record is from RefSeq and is a predicted model, not a curated record. Gene Ontology annotation, molecular function: neutral L-amino acid transmembrane transporter activity; L-amino acid transmembrane transporter activity. NCBI's taxonomy places the organism in Eukaryota, Metazoa, Chordata, Actinopteri, Perciformes, Serranidae.